Messenger RNA from Homalodisca vitripennis (glassy-winged sharpshooter), 3602 nucleotides. It is a transcript of the gene Lpin, whose product is annotated as phosphatidate phosphatase LPIN1. The coding region runs from base 332 to 3337 and encodes 1001 amino acids. Gene Ontology annotation, molecular function: transcription coactivator activity; phosphatidate phosphatase activity. Gene Ontology annotation, cellular component: nucleus. Lineage: Eukaryota; Metazoa; Arthropoda; Insecta; Hemiptera; Cicadellidae. The transcript is spliced from 19 exons. Gene Ontology annotation, biological process: cellular response to insulin stimulus; triglyceride biosynthetic process; fatty acid catabolic process. The record is from RefSeq and is a predicted model, not a curated record.
GAUAGAAAGAGAAGAAAACCAGCUGUCAGUUUGUGCUCUAAAUCAACUCAAAAUUCUCUGUGUCGUUAUUUAUUAUUAUUGGCCUAUAUCGAAUUUAAUAGUGUAGUGAUAUCAUGUUUGUUUGAAUUGGUUUUCAAUGACAGUGAUUUAAAAUUCUUUGUGUAUCGCAAUAGCUUACCGUUGAUUUGAAACUAAUGUCGGCUUAUCUAGAAUAAUUCUCAAGAACAAAGGAUUUCAAGAAAGAACAAAGGAUGAAUUUAGGCUACUAAAUUCAGGAAGUAAAACCUAAGAUGUCAUAAGAUUGGAUUCACUUCAUUAAUAUAGUUCCUGUAUGCACAGCAUGAACUACUUGGGUAAGUUCAUUAGCAACUUCCGCUACGUCUACAAUGAAAUUAACGCAGCAACUCUGACUGGGGCCAUUGAUGUUGUGGUCGUAGAGCAGCCUGAUGGCACCUUUACCUGUUCUCCGUUUCACGUUCGUUUUGGAAAGAUUGGAGUUCUGAGGAGCAGGGAGAAAGUGGUUGACAUUGAGAUCAAUGGAGAGCCGGUCGAUAUUCAUAUGAAACUUGGAGAGUCUGGGGAAGCUUUCUUUGUGGAAGAAGUUCCCGUUGAUGAGUUGGGAGAUGAGUUAAUCCCUCCUCACUUAGCAUGUUCUCCCAUCCCAAGAGAGGGCAGUUUUCAUGAGCGUUACCUCUUGAAAGAUGACAGCCUCACCGAGAGUGGUAACCAUUGGGAUCAGAGGUUUGAAGACAGGGCCACUGAUGAUGAGAGGUUGAAAAAUGAAGGUGAUCCAGAAUUGUCUGGGACCCCGAAAAUAGUGGUCGCUGGUGGUGGAAGUGUAGUGAAAACAUUCAAGGCAGAGACAGUUGAGCGAGAGAGUGGUCGCAAGUUGAGUGCUGCCAGUGCCGAUUUCAAGCCGAUAGAAAGGGAGUCCGAGAGCUCUACGGAUUCCAUUCCGAGCAAGGGUCUGAGCGGACUGGACCUCAACAAGGACGAUGACUCGCCGCUGUCGGAGAGAGUGUCUACGUCACUGCCCGGCAACAAGCGCAAGCGAAGGAAGAAGUCCCUCCUGAAGAAGAAGACCAACAAUGGUGCCCAAAGGAGGAACAGCAAUAUUGAUGUCGCCGAUAUCAGCAAUGAACCAAAGAAGGAUCAGCCUGAUUUUGAUUCAAUUUUCCAGAUUGAGGAUCUAGGUCCAGAUCAGAAACCAGUGACCACCAGCAGCUCUACUGUGGAGGUGCCUGACAAUAGCAACAUUGAGGAGUUGGCUCACAUUAAAGAUGCGCCUGUCGAGUCCGACAUACACUUCUUUAGUGACACCGAGCUAACUCCAGGCUGUAGGGUCACUCGAGAGGCUGUGGCAGACGAAGCUCCAUUCCGUGUCAUCACAGCGUCCAGCAUCAUCACCGUUUUCCCGCAUGACAAUCGGCAGUUCACCCCGGUGCAGAGUGACACAGAGUUUGAGAUCAAACGAGGAGUGUCCGAGGGCGAUGAGUGCAAAGUCGGAGAGCAGAGCCACCAGCAGUCCUGGCGCUGGGGAGAGCUGCCCACCUCAACCCUUGAGGACGCCACCAAGGAGGAAGCUCAGAGGUCCAUGUUGCACAACAUGCUGGGAUUCAUGAAGAAGACCAAGCACAUCCGUCAUAAUCCAUCGCAGGCACAGGAUGGCAUCUACCUGUCAGACAUCAACGUGGAGGAUUUGGACCCCGAGGUGGCGGCCCUGUACUUCCCCACCAACUACAAGCAGGCCCACCCUCCCACAGAAAUCAAAGGGAAGGAUGAGGAUACUGAGAGUGGCAACGGACCCUCCCUCCCCCACUCCCCCCACAGUGUGGAGGGGGCCAUUGGCGGCCCCAAGUCAGUUGACAGUGACUUUGAGGAGCCUAAAAAAUCGUAUGGUGAGAUAUCUAUGUCUCUUUGUGGGGGCCUAACUACAACAUCCACACCGUCCGAGGAGGCGUUCUUGCACCACAUCAUCACGUACGAUGAGUUCGUUGCCAACCCCACACUCAUUACCAGCCCUAACCUGGUUGUCCGAAUCGACGGCAAGAUGCUCAACUGGCGCACUGCCAGCCCGGUCAUUAUGGCUCUUGCUGCUUUUCAGAAGCCACUGCCUCAGGAGGUAGUGUCGAGCUUGUGUGCAGAGUUUACGCCACCUGGGGUGUCUGUGACUGACCAACGCCACUCGCGCCGCAGUUACAGCUCCUGGUUCACUUGGGGCGUGAGAGCGCCACAGGCAGAGCCUGUAGAUGGAAAGCUAGAUGAUCAGAGAUUGAUGGAUCAGACAGCGGUGGACUCAGCUGUUGCCCCCACCACUACGGCCAGCGCCACCGCCGUUGUCAGUGUCACUAGUAGUCUAGAUGCUGGAAAAGAUAAGGAAUCUGAUGAAAUUCCCAAACCAGACACAGAUCCUUUCUUAGAUGAUAAAGUGUUCGCAACAGGAGAUCAAGGUACUAACUCAUCGGAUUCGGACUCGGAGAAUGAGCGCAAGAGGCUCAAGUCCCAGAGCCUCAGUAUACCCCUGUCUAAGGACGGCCGCUUCAGUCUCGGCUCAGACAAGUUCCGCAAGACUCUCAGGUUAACGUCUGAGCAGAUCGCCAGUUUGAAUCUCCGAGAUGGAGCCAACGAGAUAGUGUUCAGUGUUACCACUGCGUAUCAGGGCACCAGUCGCUGCAAGUGUUUCCUCUUCAAGUGGAGAUACGAUGAUAAGAUUGUAGUCUCCGACAUUGAUGGAACUAUUACAAAGUCUGAUGUCUUGGGUCACAUUCUGCCUAUUGUGGGCAAGGACUGGGCCCAGAGUGGAGUUGCCAAGCUGUUUACCAAGAUAAAGGACAAUGGAUACAAGCUACUCUACUUGUCUGCUAGAGCUAUCGGCCAGUCCCGGUUGACAAGGGACUACCUCAAGUCAAUCAAGCAGGAAGAUCUCUCCCUGCCCGAGGGUCCGAUGUUGCUCAACCCCACCAGUCUUCUGAAUGCUUUGCAUACAGAAGUUAUUGAAAAGAAACCUGAAGAGUUCAAAAUAUCUUGCUUGAGGGAUAUCCAAGCCUUAUUUCCCGCCCAUUGUCAACCGUUCUAUGCCGGAUAUGGAAAUAAAAUUAAUGAUGUCUGGGCGUACCAGGCUGUUGGGAUACCCAUAGUGAGGAUAUUCACCAUCAAUCACAGAGGGGAGUUGAAGCACGAAUUGACUCAGACCUUCCAGUCCUCGUAUUCCAACAUGACCUACAUUGUGGACCAGAUGUUUCCGACCAAGCAAGAUGGAGGGGCCCUUCUCGACGACUUCUCGCAGUUCGUCUACUGGCGAGAACCCAUUCCGGAGAUGGACCUCCCGGCUCUCUAAGCUUUCAAGAAUCUCCCAAUAAGACUUUCUGCAAUUAGUAUUGUUGCGCUUCCCAUAGAUUUUGCCAUUACUGUUACCAAGGACUUUGUUUGUACGUGGUGCUAUAUCGAUACUUGUGCGUCUGUAAUUUUAUUGGUUAGUGCACAGUAUUUUCAUCUUGUAAAGACUGUUCAGUUUUGUACAUUUAUUUUUAUAUACAGUUAUUAAUUUUUGUGUUAUCAUCAGUGUUGUAUGAAAUGCAAUAAAGCACUGAUCAAUCGCUGUA